AUGUCUAAAGAAUAUCAAGCUCAAGCAUUCCGCACCCUCAUAAAACGACUCGAAUCACGCCGGGCUCAACGUCAAUCAUACUUGAAUCUUUUGGAAGGAUCCUCGGCUCCUAUGAACAAUCAGCUUGUGCUCCCAGAAGACCAGAAGAAACGCAUCUUUGCCAUCAUUGAUGGCACAAAUUUUAUGAUAUUAGAUGUUGCAGUAAACCAUGUUCCCAGGCGCUUUCAUGGAAACCAUUUCCCAGCAGAAAAUGGCACAGAAAGUUCUCUGAGAUUCCCCGGUCCUACUUUAUGCUCUUGUUCUAGCCGGCAAUUAUGUGCACCACGCCCAAAAUUUGUGCAUUCAACUUAUAAAACUGCACUGCAAAGUUAG
This is a messenger RNA of Phycomyces blakesleeanus NRRL 1555(-), 372 nucleotides long. RefSeq lists its product as hypothetical. The record is from RefSeq and is a predicted model, not a curated record. The transcript is spliced from 3 exons. NCBI's taxonomy places the organism in Eukaryota, Fungi, Mucoromycota, Mucoromycetes, Mucorales, Phycomycetaceae. Bases 1 to 372 code for a protein of 123 amino acids.